Messenger RNA from Oppiella nova, 279 nucleotides. NCBI's taxonomy places the organism in Eukaryota, Metazoa, Arthropoda, Arachnida, Sarcoptiformes, Oppiidae. The record is from the annotation of a GenBank genome assembly.
CUAACAGCGAUAGUACUGUUUAACCCGGAUCAACCCAAUCUUGAACAUAAAAACUUUGUUAAGCUACAGCAAGAUAUAUAUAUGUAUUUACUUCAGCGCUAUUUAGCCGUCAGAUAUCAAUCGCAAACAGAAUCCACUUUGAAAUUCGUGAAACUUGACCCUGAUCAUGUGCCACCACUCAUGAAGGAUAUCUUAGAUAUAAAUGAGAAAAGGUCGGGCAAUACAUGUGAUGGAUGUGCCGGCGCUACGGUUACGUCCAAUAAUAUCGUUGUUUUUUAA